This is a messenger RNA of Triticum turgidum subsp. durum (durum wheat), 1836 nucleotides long. The record is from the annotation of a GenBank genome assembly. Lineage: Eukaryota; Viridiplantae; Streptophyta; Magnoliopsida; Poales; Poaceae.
AUGGCGUCGGAGAUCGAGGUGCUCGAGGACACCACCGCCGCGGCGGCGGCGACGCCCGCGGAGGUGCCGGUGGCCGCGGCGGUGGCGGAGGAGGAGGCGCUCAAGGACGACGCGGAGGGCCGCCCCGUCGGCGGGACCGACGCCUCCGGCUACUACGCGCUCCAGUGGGCCGUCCUCAACAACCGCGUCGCCGCCGCGCAGUACAUCCUCGAGCAUGGUGGAGAUGUAAAUGCUGUGGAUCACACCGGGCAGACAGCACUUCACUGGAGUUCUGUACGUGGUCACAUACAAGUUGCUGAACUACUUCUGAAAGAGGGAGCUAAGGUGGAUGCUGCUGAUUUAUAUGGCUAUCAGGCCACACAUGUUGCAGCGCAGUAUGGUCAGACAGCAUUUAUUUAUCACAUUGUUGCAAAAUGGAAUGCCGAUCCAGAUGUCCCUGACAACGAUGGAAGAAGCCCAUUGCACUGGGCUGCUUACAAGGGGUUCGCAGAUUCGAUACGUCUUCUUUUGUAUUUGGAUGCUCAUAGGGUGCGGCAGGAUAAGGAAGGUUGUACUCCUUUACAUUGGGCUGCUAUCCGGGGUAAUCUAGAAGCAUGCACUGUGCUAGUUCAGGCUGGGAAAAAGGAUGACUUGAUGGUGAAAGACAAAACUGGUUUAACUCCAGCACAGCUUGCUGCUGAUAAGAAUCAUCGACAAGUUGCAUUUUUUCUUGACAAUGCUAGAAGGGUACAUGACAGUGGAUGUAACAGGAAUCCGACAUUUGCAAAGCUAUCAAAAGUAGGGCUUGCUCCUCUUCUUUGGUGUAUCGCUGUUGUAUUGCUUGCUACAUAUAUACAUUCUGUUAUAGCAGGACAAUAUAACAUGGGUAUGCCACCAGCAUUUGGGCUAUUUGCAUGGUCUGGAGUUUUCGUUGCAACUGCUGGCUUGGUCAUGUUCUAUAAAUGUAGCAGGAAAGACCCUGGCUACAUCAGUGCGAAUACAAGAGAUUCACAUAAUCAAAGGGACGAUGAACCCUUGUUGAAGAUGGAGUUAGACAAUCCUGCACUUCUGACUGGUAACUGGUCACAGCUUUGUAUAACCUGCAAAAUUGUCAGACCUGUUCGUUCGAAACAUUGUUCUACAUGUGAUCGCUGUGUUGAGCAGUUUGACCAUCACUGCCCCUGGGUAUCUAAUUGCGUCGGCAAGAGUCUUCUGUGGCUUUUCCUUGCAACAUGGACUGGAAAUGUUCUGUAUGAUUCAUUACUUUUUUUGUUGGCAGGGACUGUAAGUGACCCAGCUUCUCCAGCAUCCUUUGGCGAUUGGCUUGGCUAUUCUGUUGUUUACCAUACUGGAGCUGUUUCUUUUUUCAUGAUGGACCUUUUCAUUUUCUUUGGUGUUGCAUGUCUAACAGGAGUUCAAGCGUACCAGAUAGCAAGGAACAUCACGACCAACGAGAUGGCCAAUUCCAUGAGAUACACUUAUCUAAGAGGCCCAGCUGGCAGAUUCAGAAAUCCGUUCGACCAUGGGGUGCGCAAGAACUGCUCAGACUUCUUGGUAAACGGGUACAAUGAAGACGUUGAGCGGCUCGAGCAUGCAUCACGCACUGACGAAGAAAUAGGAAUGAUACAGAUGACAAGUGCAGUCUCACAGAAUGGCGAGGGCCAUUCCCAUCAUGGUAAUUGCGAUGACCAUGCUUGUGCUGAUUCACAUGCCAACUCAAACUCUCACAGUCAAGGUGGUUCCUCUCAGUGUUGUGACCACAGCAAGAAGAAUGAGAGGACACCGUUCGGCCUAGGGCUGGGCCUUGGACGCAACAGUGCUUCCCGGCAGUAUAUCCGGAAUCUUCUUCCACUAUGA